This is a messenger RNA of Ipomoea triloba (trilobed morning glory), 1054 nucleotides long. Its product is annotated as MADS-box transcription factor 23. Gene Ontology annotation, biological process: positive regulation of transcription by RNA polymerase II. Gene Ontology annotation, molecular function: RNA polymerase II cis-regulatory region sequence-specific DNA binding; DNA-binding transcription factor activity, RNA polymerase II-specific; protein dimerization activity. The record is from RefSeq and is a predicted model, not a curated record. Bases 11 to 784 code for a protein of 257 amino acids. NCBI's taxonomy places the organism in Eukaryota, Viridiplantae, Streptophyta, Magnoliopsida, Solanales, Convolvulaceae. The transcript has 8 exons. Gene Ontology annotation, cellular component: nucleus.
CAAGGAAAAAAUGGGGAGGGGGAAAAUUGACAUAAAAUUGAUUGAGAAUGUUAACAGCAGGCAAGUCACAUUCUCCAAGAGGCGCUCUGGGCUCCUCAAGAAGGCUCAGGAGCUCUCCAUUCUCUGCGAUGCUGAGGUCGCUGUCAUCAUCUUCUCCAGUACCGACAAGCUUUUUGAGUACUCCAGCACAAGCAUGAAGCAAACACUGGCAAGGUAUAACAAAUGUCUAGAUUCUACAGAGACACCUAAAAUUGUAGAAAAGAAGCCAAAGGUGGAGCACAAGGAGGUGGAAGUUUUGAACAACGAAAUCUCAGAGCUUAAAUCAAAGCAAUUGCAAUUGUUGGGUAAGGACCUUACUGGUAUGGGUUUGAAUGAAUUGCGCCAGCUUGAGCAUAAACUAGACGGAGCACUGUUAGCUAUAAAGGGAAGAAAGGAGCAAUUACUGUUGGAACAACUAGAGAACUCGAGAAAACAGGAGGAGCGUGCAAUGGUGGAAAAUGAGAAUUUGCGCAGACAGAUAGAAGAGCUUCGAGGAUUAGUUCCAUCAAACGUGAGUAUGCCAAUGCCAACACCUUAUCUCGAAUAUUAUCCUGCACUGAAGAACUGUUCCUCCGGAAAAGAUGGCGCUGAGAGUCUCAACACAGGGUGCGACGAUGAUUUGGAGAAUGAGGUCUCCGAUACUACCUUGCAGUUGGGUCCUCCCACCGGUUCAUGUCGGAAGAGGAAGACGCCUGACCAGGAAACUCAUUCCAGCAACUCCGAGAACCAUCUGGAGCUGAAGUGACAAGGUUGUCCUUCCCCCCGAGUAGAGGGGGAAUUGAAGUACAUGAAGAAUAUGGAGAGGCUUUUAGUCAUUUUAGAUAAGCAUGAACAAAGUGACAGUUGAUGCAGACAACUUUCUUCAGCAGGGCAUUGUAAAAGUUAACCAACUUUAGGCUCUCCCUGGCCAAUGGCCAUUCAUCUCUCUUCACCAUAUUUAUUGUUUUUGUAUGGUGGCCUGGGAGGAUUGACUUCUGAAUUAGUAAUGGAACUGCUGUUCUUGGUUCACUUUUGA